AUGAAGCACAAAAUAAUCACUACCAUAUGUUUACUGAGUCUCUUGAUAUCAAGUGAAUCAUUAAGGAUUCUAGUAUGUUAUCCCAUGACUUCCAAGAGCCACAGCAUCUUGGGAUAUGGCGUCGUCAAUCGACUACUCGAAGCUGGACAUGAGGUCGUCCAUAUAACAUCAUUCCCGAAUGGCAAAGUUUUGCCAAAUCUCACUGAAGUCAACGUAUCGUCUAUAGCAGAUGUAUUUAAGAAGGAUGUUGAUGGAGCUGAAGCAUUCAAACUGAAAAACUUGAUCGGAAAAGGCAACUUUGGUGACUCAGCUCUAUUCUUGUAUUACGUUUAUGUUAUACAUAAAAACUUUUUGGAGGAGCCCAGCGUUGUGAAAUUGUUCAGUGACCCUAAAGAGAAGUUUGACGCUGUUGUGCUGGAAUGGUUCUUCACUGAGAUGAAUGCUGGUAUUCCAGCGCUGUUCGACUGUCCUCUAAUCUGGGUAUGCUCGACGGAACCUCAUUGGCAAUCUAUGAGAGUGAUGGAUGGGAUCACUAACCCAGCGUACACUCUAGACUUGUUCACACACAACAAGCUGCCUUUAGACUUUUGGGGACGAGCUGAAGGACUGUGGAAGGUUGUGAAAAAAGCUGUUCAGGUGCUAAUUCUGAACCAGUUCGAGAAACGAGCAUACUAUUCAAUAUACCCAGAGAUCGCAGCCAAGCGAGGUGUGACAAUGCCCUCAUAUGAAGAUGCUGUUUACAAUGGAUCGUUCAUGCUGAUUAACGCCCACCCUUCCAUUGGAGGAGCAAUAAAAUUACCUCAAAAUGCUGCGAAUAUUGCUGGCUACCACAUCGAUAAAGCUAAACCUUUACCAAAGGAUUUGCAAAAACUAAUGGAUGAAGCAAAACAUGGCGUCAUAUACUUUAGCAUGGGAUCUAUCGUACAGAGUGAUGGCAUGUCGGAACAGAUGCAGAAAUCUAUUCUGGACAUGUUCAGUAAAUAUAAUCAGACGGUUAUCUGGAAAUUUGAGAGUGACAUGAAGGAUGAUAUACCUCCUAAUGUUCAUCUUGUGAAAUGGGCUCCACAGCAAAGUAUAUUGGCUCAUCCAAACCUCAAAUUGUUCAUCACCCAUGGUGGUCAGCUAUCUACAUCAGAAGCGAUACAUUACGGUGUACCCCUUGUGGGUAUCCCAGUAAUGGCAGACCAAGUCCUCAACAUGAUCUCUGUGGCAAACAAGGGUUUUGGAAUCAGGGUCACCCUAUCUGAGGACAUGAUACCUGAACUUGAUGCAGCUGUCCAACAAGUACUGACUGAUGACGCAUAUAGAAAAAAAGCCAAAGAAAUAUCAGCUCUAUUCCAUGAUCGUGUGAUGACACCAGGAGCAGCAGUGCCAUAUUGGAUAGAAUACGUCGUGCGGACACGUGGCGCUCCUCAUUUGCGAUCUCCUGCUCUGAAUGUACCCCUGUAUCAAAAGCUUUACUUAGAUCUAGCAGCAUUUCUAGUUGUAGUUAUAAUUAUACUUAAAAAGGCUGUGAAAUAUUUAAUGAAGAAAAAGACGAAUAAAAAAGAGAAGAGUAACUGAUACCUUCUUGAAUCUAUGAAGUAGUUUUUUUCUCCCCU
Messenger RNA from Spodoptera exigua (beet armyworm), 1601 nucleotides. The record is from the annotation of a GenBank genome assembly. Lineage: Eukaryota; Metazoa; Arthropoda; Insecta; Lepidoptera; Noctuidae.